Messenger RNA from Volvox carteri f. nagariensis, 177 nucleotides. RefSeq lists its product as uncharacterized. The transcript has a single exon. The record is from RefSeq and is a predicted model, not a curated record. The annotation marks the transcript as partial. NCBI's taxonomy places the organism in Eukaryota, Viridiplantae, Chlorophyta, Chlorophyceae, Chlamydomonadales, Volvocaceae.
UGGCCGAGUGGUCUAAGGCGUAGGAUUAAGGCUCCUAUCCGCAAGGGCGCAGGUUCAAAUCCUGCCCGUAUCACUAUUGUCUUUUCUAAACGUCAAUGCUUAUAUAUACUACGGUCUGCCCUGGCUAUACCACAGCAGUUAGUAGCUGACAGGCCUGAAUCCGUAUCCCUGGGCUGA